CUGCUACCGGUCGCGUAUCAUCAGUUCCCCUAUCCACUCCAUCAUUCUGCAACGCAUGUUUGAGAGAUGUGGCCUUAUAACGAUUGCCUGAAACCAUCCAUUCCGUGGUAGAGCAUCACGUUGGUCUGUCUACGACUGCCGAACAUAUCCAUUUAAGCUCCUGUCUUCUCUCCAACAGACUUGGCCGCGACGUGGAAUCCUUCCCAAACCUGUCAUGCGACCAUGCGCAAAUAUUGCACAGUGUAUGAACGAGAGACAUGGCUGAGUAUGUCACUCGAUGGGGCGGCCCUCGUUGCUGUUGGGAUAGAAGAGAAGCAGUCAUUCCAUCAGAUUCUUGAUUCGUGUCCGCAGGUCGUUCUUUAUAUAUCAAAGUCAUUCUUCACAUGUUAUCAUUCCAAGCCAGAACCAUGAGACUUGCAAUCGUCUUAACCGCUCUGGCCAUCACCGUGGCCGCCAUUCCUGCUCCUCGGCGAGGUCGUCCUCUUCUGUUCAAUGACUUCGGAACUACUGCUCCUCCACAGAAUACACCGCCCGUGGGUGUAGAUAAUCCACAGAACGGUGUAGACGCCCAGGAUACAAACAACGAUGCGAAUGCCCAAAACGCAGCCGCGAACGACCAGCAGCCCCCUAAAAACAACAACAAUGGAGGAGGCACAAUCGAUCUGGCACUCAUCCCGGACUUCGGCAUAACCGCCGGAAAUCCGCUUCCUGGUACCAGCGACUGCAUCGGCUCAGUGCCCGGUGUGCCCAUACCGUGCACAUGUCCACCCUCAAAAGAAGCCUUCGCCGCCAAGUUACAGGAGUUUUUGGCCGCGGGCCAGACGCCCGCCGGCGCGGCGGUCAGCUUUCCGGCAGGGAAUAGUAAACAGGACCAGAUUGUCAGAAUUGAUACGGCACUGGUAACGCUGCAGAGUUUUACCGGGCAGCCUGGAGUGGGAUGUCCGGCGAGCAGUACGACGCUGUUGGAGCAGAAAAGAGCUUUGCAGCAGGGGUGAAGGUUGAAUAGUCUCUAUGGACAUUAAGAACCUUUAGAUUGUCUAGUGGAUUGGGGUGAGGCUUAUUGGCGCUACGAUAUAUCCUUUUGUCAUGAUGGUUUCUGAUAUUCUAUGCCUUCUACUUUUCCCCUUGUUCGUUAUCCUCUUUUUCUUUCUGUUCUAUCCGUAGGCGUCUUGCUUCUCUCCAUUGUGGUCCAAACUUCGGUAGCAGCAAUAAAAUCGGGCUUGUGGCAAACAGCACAAGCGAAACAAAUGUAAAACACCACCCUCGUCCCAUCUUCUCUAUCAUCUCAAUGAUAAUGGCUGCACCACCCGCGCCGACAAG
Pseudovirgaria hyperparasitica is the source of this 1320-nucleotide messenger RNA. RefSeq lists its product as uncharacterized. The record is from RefSeq and is a predicted model, not a curated record. The transcript has a single exon. Lineage: Eukaryota; Fungi; Ascomycota; Dothideomycetes; Acrospermales; Acrospermaceae. The coding region runs from base 408 to 995 and encodes 195 amino acids.